AUGCAUCGUCUUCCUCUCCCCCUGCUGUUCCUUCUCCUGUGCUCCAGAGCUGAAGCUGGCAAGAUCAUCGGAGGCACAGAAUGCAAGCCACACUCCCGCCCUUACGUGGCCUACCUGGAAACUGUCACUUCCCAGCAUACCCUGGUGACCUGUGGUGGUUUCCUGAUAAGACGGGACUUUGUGCUGACAGCUGCUCACUGUGCAGGAAGGUCUAUAACAGUCACCCUUGGAGCCUAUAACAUAAAGGAGAAAGAAGACACAUGGCAGAAGCUUGAGGUUGCAAAACAAUUCCCUCAUCCAAAAUAUGGUGACUGAAAUACUCAUUAUGACAUCAUGUUACUAAAGUUGAAGAAGAAAGUCAACCUGACCCUGCCUGUGGGGACACUCCCCCUUCCACCCCAAUUCAACUUCAUCCCACCUGGGAGGAUGUGCCUGGUGGCUGGCUGGGGAAUGACAGAAGCAGAGGUAUUGGACUCCAACACUCUGCAAGAGGUGAAGCUGCGACUCAUGGAUCCCCAGGCCUGCAGACAGUUUAUGACUUUUGACCACAAUCUCCAGCUGUGUGUUGGCAAUCCAAGGAAGACAAACUCUGACCCACGGGGAGACUCAGGGGGUCCUCUUCUAUGUGCUGGGGUGGCCCAGGGCAUUGUCUCCUAUGGCCGGGUGGAUGCAAAGCCUCCUGCUGUCUUCACUCGGAUCUCCCAUUACCGGCCCUGGAUCAAUGAGGUCCUCAAGGAGAAUUAA
This is a messenger RNA of Equus quagga, 744 nucleotides long. Its product is annotated as chymase-like. Gene Ontology annotation, biological process: proteolysis. NCBI's taxonomy places the organism in Eukaryota, Metazoa, Chordata, Mammalia, Perissodactyla, Equidae. Gene Ontology annotation, molecular function: serine-type endopeptidase activity. Gene Ontology annotation, cellular component: intracellular membrane-bounded organelle; cytoplasm. The record is from RefSeq and is a predicted model, not a curated record. The transcript has 5 exons.